Messenger RNA from Hyaena hyaena (striped hyena), 5450 nucleotides. RefSeq names its product MRE11 homolog, double strand break repair nuclease (gene MRE11). The coding region runs from base 202 to 2337 and encodes 711 amino acids. The record is from RefSeq and is a predicted model, not a curated record. Gene Ontology annotation, biological process: meiotic DNA double-strand break formation; double-strand break repair via homologous recombination; mitotic G2 DNA damage checkpoint signaling. Gene Ontology annotation, molecular function: manganese ion binding; 3'-5'-DNA exonuclease activity; DNA endonuclease activity. The transcript has 20 exons. Gene Ontology annotation, cellular component: nucleus; Mre11 complex. Lineage: Eukaryota; Metazoa; Chordata; Mammalia; Carnivora; Hyaenidae.
UUAGACGCAGGCUCGGGAGGUGCCGUUGCCUUUUUCCUCUCGAACGCCGCCCCUUGUUCCCGGGUAAAAGACGGCCUGGGGGGUCCGAUGAGGUAUUUGCUAGGACUUGAAAUCGAGUGAGUUCUCUGACAUAUUUGAGCACACGACCCAGGAGUACUUGGAGAAAAAACUGGUUCCAAAGGCCCGGGACUGACUGCAGAAAUGAGUCCUGCAGAUGCCCUUGAUGAUGAAAAUACAUUUAAAAUCUUAGUUGCCACAGAUAUUCAUCUGGGAUUUAUGGAGAAAGAUGCAGUCAGAGGAAAUGAUACAUUUGUAACAUUUGAUGAGAUUUUAAGACUUGCCCAGGAAAAUGAAGUGGAUUUUAUUUUGUUAGGUGGUGAUCUUUUUCAUGAAAAUAAGCCCUCAAGGAAAGCAUUACAUACCUGCCUCGAGUUAUUAAGAAAAUAUUGCAUGGGUGAUCGUCCUGUCCAGUUUGAAAUUCUCAGUGAUCAGUCAGUCAACUUUGGUUUUAGUAAGUUUCCGUGGGUGAACUACCAAGAUGGCAAUUUCAACAUUUCGAUUCCAGUGUUCAGUAUUCAUGGCAAUCAUGAUGAUCCCACAGGGGCAGCUGCCCUCUGUGCCCUGGACAUAUUAAGCUGUGCUGGAUUUGUAAACCACUUUGGACGUUCAGCGUCUGUAGAGAAGAUAGACAUUAGUCCAGUUUUGCUCCAAAAAGGAAGCACAAAAAUUGCUCUGUAUGGCUUAGGGUCCAUUCCAGAUGAAAGGCUCUAUCGAAUGUUUGUCAAUAAAAAGGUAACAAUGUUGAGACCAAAAGAAGAUGAGAACUCUUGGUUUAACUUAUUUGUGAUUCAUCAGAACAGGAGUAAACACGGAAAUACUAACUUCAUUCCAGAACAAUUUUUGGAUGACUUCAUUGAUCUUGUUAUCUGGGGCCACGAACAUGAGUGUAAAAUAGCUCCAACCAAAAACGAACAACAACUCUUUUACGUAUCACAACCUGGAAGUUCAGUGGUUACUUCUCUUUCCCCAGGAGAGACUGUAAAGAAGCAUGUUGGUUUGCUGCGCAUUAAGGGAAGAAAGAUGAAUAUGCAGAAAAUUCCUCUCCACACAGUGCGGCAGUUUUUUAUGGAGGAUAUUGUUCUGGCCAAUCAUCCAGACAUUUUUAACCCAGAUAAUCCUAAAGUAACCCAGGCCAUACAGAGCUUCUGUUUGGAGAAGAUUAAAGAAAUGCUUGAAAACGCUGAGCGAGAACGUCUGGGAAAUUCGCAACAGCCAGAGAAGCCUCUCAUACGACUUCGAGUGGACUACAGCGGAGGUUUUGAACCUUUCAGUGUACUUCGCUUUAGCCAGAAAUUUGUGGAUCGGGUAGCUAAUCCAAAAGAUGUUAUCCAUUUCUUUAGGCAUAGAGAACAAAAGGAAAACACAGGAGAAGAGAUUAACUUUGGGAAGUUCAUCACAAAACCUUCAGAAGGAACAACUCUAAGAGUAGAAGACCUUGUGAAACAGUAUUUUCAAACUGCAGAAAAGAAUGUGCAGCUCUCACUUCUAACCGAAAGAGGAAUGGGCGAAGCAGUACAAGAAUUUGUGGACAAGGAAGAAAAAGAUGCCAUAGAGGAAUUAGUGAAAUACCAGUUGGAAAAAACACAGCGAUUUCUUAAAGAACGUCAUAUUGAUGCCCUGGAAGAUAAAAUUGACGAAGAGGUACGCCGUUUCAGAGAAAGCAGACAAAAAAACACUAAUGAAGAAGAUGAUGAAGUUCGAGAGGCUAUGACUAGGGCCAGAGCCCUCAGAUCUCAGUCUGAGGACUCUGCUUCCGCCUUCAGUGCUGAGGACCUUAUGAGUAUAGAUUUGGCGGAGCAGUUGGCCGAUGACUCUGACGAUGACAUCGCAGCAACAGCCAACAAAGGAAGAGGCCGCGGAAGAGGCCGACGAGGGGGAAGAGGGCAGAAUUCAGCCUCCCGGGGAGGGUCUCAGAGAGGAAGAGCAGGCAGUGCCCUGGAUACUUCUACUCGAAGCAGAAGUUCAAAGGCCACUAUGUCAACAUCUAGAAAUAUGUCUAUUAUAGAUGCCUUUAAAUCUACAAGACAGCAGCCAUCCCGAAAUGUUGCUACUAAGAAUUAUACAGAGACGAUUGAGGUGGACGAGUCAGAUGAGGAAGAAGACAUAUUUCCUACCACUUCAAAAACAGAGCAGAGGUGGCCGAGCACAUCAUCAUCAUCAUCCAGCAAGCGCAUGUCCCAGAGCCAGAUAGCUAAAGGGGUCGAUUUUGAAUCCGAUGAGGGUGACGACGAUGAUCCUUUUCUCAACACGAGCUCUUUAAGAGGAAACAGGAGAUAAUAUAUUUAAUGGCAGUUUGAAGCAUUCAAGAUUCAGGAAAAAUCAAAACACUAUAAGCCAGGAGUUUACAGUUGAAGAUUUUUUUAAGUAUUGCUGUUAAUUAAAGAAUUUGAAAAAGACUUACUUAUCAGAGAAACUUAAUGUAUGAGAACUUAUGUUUUGACAUAUCAUUUCAUUAAUAUGACUCCUUUAACUGAGAAACCUCCCAGCUCGAAGGCAUACAGAAUGGCCUUGGUUCUCUGUAUUUUUUAAUCUAGUUGUUAACAUUACCUGGGGAUGCUCUACAAAACCAGAAUGUGAUUUUCUUCACAUAUAUUAGGGUGCAUCUUACUGAAUGAGAGCUUUGCUUAAAUGCCAUUCUUGAGUAAGGAUAAAAGAAAUCUAUCACUCUGUGUUUCUGUUUCAUUAUCAAAGACUCUGUCAGCAUUUUAGUGGAGUUACAUUUAACCAAAGUGAGGCAAAGAGCUUAUAAAACUUAACUGCUUUAUCAUUUUAAUAAUUUCUAAAGAUUCUGGGUUUCCUGAAGGCAAAACAAUCUGUGUAAAACCAUGCCUAAGCUCAUUGUUUGUUACUAAGUAUUGUUCUUUUUCUGAUGUUUGCCAUAGUGUUGGCCACUGAGAUUUUUAAUGUUACAUGUACCUUAUACUUUGAAUAAUUAGAUAUAUUUGUAUUAAAAAAUAGAACAGUCUCUGAAUUUUUUAGUUUCAGUUGUCGCAAAGAUUGUGCUCCCAUUAAGCAAUAGUCAUUGUCUCUAUCCUCCGUUAUUCAUGGUUCUCUCUCUCACUCUCUCUCUCUCUCCCCCCCCCCAUCUCUCCCUCCCUCUCCUGUUUCUAGCAGGAAAUGUGUUAAGAAAAAGAUUUAUUCUUAACCAUAUCUUUCUUAGAAGAUACUGAAGAACUUUUUUAGAGUGGUCAGUUGAUCAUUAUGCUUAUAUUAGAUUGAAAUAUUGAAAUACAACUUCUGUGGAAUAUCAGUGCCAAAAUUUCAUAAUAACAAUAUUUGUCUUAACAUUGGACAUAGUUCCAGAAAUCUUGGUGAAGCAACCCAUGUUAAGUUCCUAUUUUCUCCCAUCCAAGUACUAACCAGACCCGACGCUACUUACCUUCCAGGAUCAGGCACGAUCAGGGUGUAUGGCCAUGGACAAGUUUGUAUUUCCUUACUGUGUUCAGGGGGACAUGAGAAUUGGACUUCGUCAUAUUUAAGUUCAGUAAUUCCAUUCUCCAUCUUAAGACUGUUAAACACCCCUUAGACUAUGCCUUCCUAUCAUCUGUGAGGUACCUGUAUUUGAAAACUUCCUUAGGAAUUUGUGGAUCUGGGCGAUACAGCAGCCUGACCUUUCUUUAUUUGUAGAAUUAAACACUUGACUGAGCACUAGUCACACCUGAAACUGUCAAAUUAUAAAAGAGCAUUUGCAUAGUGGCUGUCCCUAUAUUAUAGCCCUUUGAAGUGGCCUAGGCCUGGGCUAUAACCUUCUAUUAGGAGAAAGUGUGAUAAAACAUCCGUUUUAAAUAUUUUUUAAAAAUAUUUUCCGUACCUAACUUGAGUGUAAGGAUUAGCUUAGCAGGUAGCAUUAAUCAGCCUUGUCUGCGAAAUAUUCUCAGGUACUUGUGCCCACAUCUUUAAUAUUCCCAGCAGAAAUGAAACGUGGCUUGAGAGUUGCUUUCCCUGUGGAAUGGAAGCUGGUUUGGGUGGUGGUGUCUGGACAGCGUCAGCGUAGCACUUCCCGUGCACAGCGCGUCAUCCACUAAUGGCCCUUCUCACCGGCCGCCAGGAUGUCCUUGGGCCAGGGACAUAGUGAAGGUCACGAAUGCAUCCUGACAAGGUCCUACAAAAACAGAAUAAGACUUUCUUUUUCUGUAAAUUGCUCCAUGGUAUGAAAAAAGGUACUGAGUGUAAUGCAGUUAGCUCCUAGGAAUACUGAUUUCCUUGGGGCCGUGAGAGAGGUGAAAUUCUCUUCAAUUAAUCUGAAUCAUUUUGUUAACAGUGCGUGUCAUGUCCUGGAAACAUGAAAGAAUGAAAGAAAAUCCUUUCUGGUUGAGUAUUGACUCAUAGUUUAAGUAUGCCCUUGAUGGUCUGUAUUGAUGCAGUAAAAUCUAGGGUUUGGAGAAGUUUUCAGAUGUGUUAGUUAGUGUAGGUGUGUAGAGGUGAUUCCAGAUGAUUGCAGAGUACUUCCGCUUGCCCUUGGAGGCUGAGAGAGCAGUGAUGAAAACAUUCUGGUGGAAAAAAAUCCUUCCAUCGUUUACCAAAGAAUAUCCCUCCUUUUGGUGUUUUGUUCCUAUCAUAAAAACAUGGCAGUACAUUUAUAAGGCUAAGAAUGUAUUGUAAUUCUAGGAAAUUCUACAAAAUAUGUGACUGGAUGCUUAGAAAUUUCAAGCAUUUAGGCAUAUGACUUAACUCAGGUACACGGAAACCUUUUAUUUCACCAAAAAAAACUUUCAAAAUUACAAAGUACAAAUACAGCAAAGUCACAUGGUUUAAUAAUUGGAAAGUGAGUACUCAUGACAUCUCUCCGCAGGUCAAGAAAGAGCAUCACUCGUGCCCUAGAAACCCAUCAGUGGCUCUCCCCUGUCCUCUGACUAACCAGUCUUUUGACUUCUGUAAUUGAGAAGCUCCUUCUUUUGCCACAAGGUGGUGCCUCCACCAUUCCAUGGCAAACAGGGUGAUGCAACAACAAAUCUGAAAUGACGAAGUUAGUAUGGUUUUGCAAUAAAUUUGGAUCCUAUGCAAUAAUACUAAGCCUAAGCAGUAAUACCAAAAUUAACCUUCUAAUCUUAGAUGUAAAUUGCUUUCCGUAUAUCACCUGGCUCAGCCUGUUACCAAAGAAAUUGUCAGUUUGAUAAAUUUUAUAAACAACAGUUCAAGAUGAAACUGUUUUAUGUUUUUAAUAAACUAAGAAAAACCCGUUAUUAGAAAAAUUGAGUUAAAAAUUCUCACAUUGUAAAAUGUGUCCAUUGAAAUGUACUAUAUUUAAAAAUAACUUUCCCCCAAUGCUGCCUGAUUUUUUGUAUCAUAAUUUAAUUAUGCCAUAGUAUUCUGUGGCUUUUUAAAGAGCUAACUACUAUUAAGAUUAUUGUAAAACGUUUAUAGAAUAAAGGUUUGUGUUUUUGAGUCCA